GGGCGGGGCCGAGCCCGGGCGGGGCCCGCCCCUCUCGGGCCUGGCGGCCGGCGGGAAGCGGCAUGGCUCCCGGCGUGGAGCUGGGUUUUGCGGCGGCGGCGGAGGGCCCGGGCGGUGCCUGGCGGCUGCACAGCACCUACUUCCCCAGCAAGGUCGGGGGGCGGCCGGCGUGGCUGGGCGAGGCCGGGCUGCCGGGCCCCGCCGCUCUGCGCUGCGGCCAGUGCCAGCAGCCCCGCGCCUUCCUGCUCCAGCUGUACGCGCCGCUGCCCGGCCGCCCCGACGCCUUCCACCGCAGCCUCUUCGUGUUUGCCUGCCGCAGCCCCGCCUGCUACCGCCUGGCGGGCCCGAGCGGGCCCUUCCGCGUGUUCCGGAGCCAGCUGCCGCGGCGGAACGACACGUACCCCGAGCGCUGCUGCGGGCGCUGCCGCCGCGCCGCCUACUGCGGGCCCGAGCACCAGGCGCUGGACUGGCGGCGCGGGCACCGCCGCUCCUGCGGGCAGCACGCCGCCGGAGAUGACUCGGCAGAUGCAAUUCCAGAGCAUAAUGAAUUCCUUUUUCCAGAGUAUGAAAUUUUGAUAGAACCUGAGGAACCAGAAUUUCCUGCUGACAGCACUGAUGAUGAACAAGGAGCUGAAGACACAUCAAAGGAUGCAAAAGAACAAGAGGAACUUGGAGCUGCAGGCCCUGCAGAUGAAGCAUUUCAGUCCUUAGAUGAAGAGACAUUGGAAGCAAUGGCAAAACACGAGACUGAGGAAGAAAAGAUCUUCCAAAUGUUUAAAAAACAAGUAGCUGCUGAACCAGAACAGAUUAUUAGAUACUGCAGAGGAGAAGGUCCACUCUGGGUGUCAGGUGAAAAUAGGCCUGAAGAAAAAGAUAUCCCAAAUUGUGUAUGUGGUGCCAAAAGGAUAUUUGAAUUCCAGAUUAUGCCACAGCUCCUGAAUCACCUUCAGGUUGACAGCCUUGGAGAGAGCAUUGACUGGGGAACACUGGUAGUGUACACUUGUGCUGACAGCUGUGGUGGGGGAACUGAAUACCUGGAAGAGUUCAUAUGGAAACAAGACUAUUCCAUGGGCUCUACUUUAUGAAGUUGAGUCAUUCAAAUUGAAUACUUGAUUUGUUUCACUGCAUCUCUGCACUAUGUAAACAGGUAGUUGAACUGAAGUCACUUAUAACUGUGCAUCUUGUAACAGUGAUAAAACUGCUGUAACUAGACCUUGACAGCCUCUCUUGUGCUCCAGAGGAGCUUUUACUUCAACCUGGUAAUGAAGCCAGAUGCAUUUGUUCAGAAAGCUUCAUUUCAAAUCUCAUUUUUGGAAGUUUAUUAAAUAAAGAUGAAAAAAUUUUGGAUUGGUGAAA
Molecule: messenger RNA, 1356 nt
Organism: Passer montanus (Eurasian tree sparrow)
Lineage: Eukaryota; Metazoa; Chordata; Aves; Passeriformes; Passeridae
Gene: PDCD2
Product: programmed cell death 2
Exons: 6
Coding region: 63-1085 (340 amino acids)
Cellular component (GO): cytoplasm; nucleus
Source: RefSeq, a predicted model, not a curated record